Messenger RNA from Eutrema salsugineum, 1150 nucleotides. RefSeq names its product secretory carrier-associated membrane protein 1. Gene Ontology annotation, cellular component: trans-Golgi network membrane; recycling endosome membrane. The coding region runs from base 99 to 947 and encodes 282 amino acids. Gene Ontology annotation, biological process: protein transport. The transcript has 12 exons. NCBI's taxonomy places the organism in Eukaryota, Viridiplantae, Streptophyta, Magnoliopsida, Brassicales, Brassicaceae. The record is from RefSeq and is a predicted model, not a curated record.
CGCAACCGCACUUUCCUUAUUCUUCCCUCUCUGAAAUUUCUUCAUUCACUCCAAAUCCGCUCUGAUCCAUUCCGAUUGGAUCUGCCGCGUACGGUGCAAUGUCUCGCUACCAGUCUACUUCCUUUGACGACGGCGAGGUUAAUCCCUUUGCGAAUCCUGGAACUGUUCCAGCUGCAACCUCAAAGCUUUCACCUCUUCCCCCUGAGCCGUAUGACCGCGGUGCCACUAUUGAUGUUCCUCUUGACUCUGGAAAGGAUCUGAAAUCUAAGGAGAAAGAACUCCAGGCAAAAGAGGCUGAAUUGAAGAGGCGGGAGCAGGAACUCAAGCGGAAAGAAGAUGCUAUAGCACAGGCCGGGAUUGUGAUAGAAGAUAAAAACUGGCCUCCGUUUUUCCCUCUCAUCCAUCACGACAUUUCGAAUGAGAUACCUAUCCAUCUGCAGAGAAUCCAAUAUGUUGCAUUCACAUCAUUGCUGGGUCUUGUGGUGUGCCUGUUAUGGAACAUUGUGGCAGUUACCACCGCGUGGAUUAAGGGAGAAGGUCCAACUAUAUGGUUUCUAGCUAUUAUCUAUUUCAUAUCGGGAGUUCCUGGAGCAUAUGUUAUGUGGUAUCGCCCUCUUUAUCGUGCCAUGAGGACUGAUAGUGCUUUGAAGUUUGGGUGGUUUUUCUUCACGUAUCUGUUUCACAUAGGGUUUUGUGUGUUUGCGGCGGUGGCUCCUCCAAUAAUCUUCAAGGGAAAAUCGCUGACGGGGAUUUUGCCGGCGAUUGACGUGUUGAGCGGGAAUAUAUUGGUUGGGAUAUUCUACUUCAUUGGGUUUGGGUUCUUCUGCCUGGAGUCACUUGUGAGCAUUUGGGUUAUUCAGCAAGUAUAUAUGUACUUCAGGGGGAGCGGGAAAGCAGCAGAGAUGAAGCAAGAGGCAACAAGACGAGCAAUGAUGGCAGCUCUCUGACAACCCUUGAGUCCUCUUAUCAUCUUCCAUUUUUUCCCAGAAGAUAACAUACAAACAGAUCCUCUCCUCUACUCUUUUUUUUUAAGGGGAUUUUGCUUAACUCGCCACUCACUCCUAAGUGUAACUUAACUUCUUACUUGCUUUUGUUUUUUUUUUGUUUUGACUAUCACUGAAAGAAGGCGCCCAUAUUCUGAUAUCAUAAA